AUGUCUAAUAAUUAUUCCUCAUCAAGUGAUGAUGAAGGAGGUUUUAAUUCAAAUUCUUCAAAUAGAUUUCAUAUUCAAUUACCUCAACAACAAUUAAAUUUAAAUGAAAUUAGAAAACAAAAUCAAAAAAAAGAUAAUUCAAAAUUUACAAAACAAACUUCAUCAAAUUUUAUAAAAGUUUCAAAUAAAUUAAAUAAUAAAAAAAAUGUUAAAUUUCCUGAUUCUUAUACUCCAAAGGAUCCAAGAUCAUCUAUGAAUUUAUCAAAUACUUCACAAAUAUCCUCUGAUGAUGAUGAUGAUGAAAAUGAAGAAGAAAGAAGAUUUUACAAUGAAUCAAGUAAUACACCUAGAUUUCAACAAGGUCAACAAAAUUUACCACAUUUUCAAUUUAAUUCAGAUCAAAUAAAGAAAAAUAAUAAUCAAUUACUAGAUAGUUCAGAUGAUGAAGAUUAUACUGAUUUUCAUGAUCAAACUCAUACAAAUUUUACAAAUAUGCAACCACCUGAACAUUUUUAUAAUACAGACUCAUCUGAUGAUGAAGAAGAAGAUAGUAGAAAACGAGACAUAAUACAUACAGAUGAUGAUCCUUUAUCAGAUAAACCCGAAAAUCCCUUACAAGACCCACCACCUCAUAUUUAUGAUCAACCAAUACAUAAAACAACAACUUCAUCAUCAAGAAAAUCUGUAUCUUCAGAUCCAAAAAGAAAAUCAUCAUUAAAAUCAAUUUUAUCAGGAGAAAGUAAAAACACAUCAAAUAGUGGAAAUGGUCCUGGUGGUAUUAAAGGAAUACUACGUAAAAUGUCAUUAGCUGAUCAUAUACCAUCAUCUGAUCAUGAUAUAUCACAAAAUGAUACAUUUUUAGGUAGAGUAUUUAGUAUGGGACAUAAUGGAAUAUCAGGAGGUGGUUUAGCACCAGGAGCAUCAAGAAUGACAUCAAAUGACAAAAUUCCAGAAGAAGAUGAAGAAAAAAGAGUUGGAUUUGCUGAAAAUGAAAAUGAUAGAGAUAAUGCUAUUGAAAUGAAACCAAUAGCAAAUUUUGAAGAAUUAAGUGAAGAAGCUAAAAAUUUAAUUCAUCAACAUAUACCUGAUUCGAUAUUACAUUCAAGAGAUUCAAGUGCUGCUAAUAGUACCGAUAUUACACCCGUAGUAAGUCAAGAAAAUUUAAAUAAAGAAAAUAAAGAAGGUAAUGAUGAUGAUUCAUCAAAUAAUUCAGGAUCAACAAAAAAAGAUGAAGAUGAUGAUGCGAAAAAAAAUAAUCCAUUUUAUACACCAAAUCCAGAUUUAUUUUUAAGAGGUAACCAUGAUGAUGAUCAAGAACAUGUUGAUCAAAAUGAUUUUUUACAAGAUGUUGAUGGUGAUUAUAUAGAAAGACCAAAACAUGUUCAAGCUGGUGUAUUAAGUUCAUUAUUGAGAUUAUAUCAAAAUCCAAAUGAAGGAAAAUCAUCAAGUUCAUUAAGUCAAACUCCAACUAAUUUAAGUGAUGAAUAUAGUAUGUAUUCAUCAAAACCACAAAGUUCUUCACAAAUGGAUUUUAAUAAAUUUAAAAAUGGAAUGUCUGGUGUAAGAAAGGGAAUAAAAUCAGCACCUGGAAAAGUAUUUAAAGCUGCAGGUGGAGGUAAAAAUAGAAAGAGUGCAACGUUUGAUAAAGAAUUAAAUGAUCAAACGGGAUCAGGUAGUGAUACCGAAGGUGGUGGAUCUGGUAAUGGUGGUACAGUAAGUAAUGGUGAAAAAUUUACAAAUGAUACAUCAUUACCAUCGUUCCACAAUGCAAAACCAAAAAUGCCCAAAAAACGAACAACAGACUCAAGUAAUAUAAAAUUAAAAAAAUUAAAACAUAAUAGAAAAGCAGAAAGAUUAAGAAUAACAGUUCAUAUAGCAGAUAUUUUACAAAGACAAAGAUUUAUAAUGAAUAUGUGUAGAGCAUUAAUGAUGUUUGGUGCUCCAACUCAUAGAUUAGAAGAAUAUAUGAUUAUGACAUCAAGAGUAUUGGAGAUAGAUGGACAAUUUAUGUAUUUUCCUGGAUGUAUGUUAACAUCAUUUGGUGAUGCAGCAACAAGAACUUCAGAAGUUCAUUUAGUUAGAUGUUCUCAAGGUUUAAAUUUGGGGAAAUUAGCUGAUACUCAUAGAAUUUAUAAAGCUGUUAUUCAUGAUUUAAUUGGAGUUGAAGAAGCAAGUAAAAAAUUAGAUGAAUUGUUAAAAGAAAAAAAUAAAUUCCCACCAUGGUUAUGUGUAUUUUUUUAUGGUUUAGGUUCAUUAGCUGUAACACCUUUUGCUUUUGAAGGUGGUUGGAUUGAUUUACCUAUAAGUUUUGGAGUUGGAUUAUGUGUUGGUUAUUUACAAUUUUAUUUAAGUUCAAUGUCUCAUUUAUAUUCUUCAGUGUUUGAAGUUAGUGCAGCAAUUGUUGUUGCAUUUAUAUCAAGAGGUAUUGGAUCAAUAAAAGAUGGAAAUUUAUUUUGUUUUAGUGCUAUAACUCAAGGUUCAUUAGCUUUAAUUUUACCUGGUUAUAUUAUAUUAUGUGGUUCAUUAGAAUUACAAUCAAGAAAUUUAGUUGCAGGAUCAGUUCGUAUGUUUUAUGCAAUUAUAUAUUCAUUAUUCUUAGGUUUUGGUAUUACAUUAGGUUCUGCAUUAUAUGGAUGGGUUGAUCAUAAUGCAACAUCACAAAAUUCUUGUUUACCUGGACAUUCAAUGAAUGAUAAAUUUCGUAUAUUAUUUGUACCAUUAUUUGCAAUAUGUUUAGGAUUAAUUAAUCAAGCAAAAUUUAGACAAUUACCAAUAAUGACAGUUAUAGCAUGUGUUGGUUAUAUAGGAACAUAUUUUGCAGGAAAACAUUUUAGUUCAGUAACUGAAUUUACUGCAUGUAUUGGUGCUUUUAUAGUUGGUAUAUUGGGGAAUUUAUAUUCAAGAAUUUGGAAAGGUAUGGCAGUAUCAGCAAUGUUACCUGCUAUUUUCGUUCAAGUUCCUUCUGGUAUUGCUUCUAAAUCAACUUUAAUUUCAGGUUUACAACAAGCUGAUCAAAUUACAAAUAAAAAUGGUACUUCAACAACUACAACUACUGUUACUGACGGUUCAAGUUUAAGUUUUGGUGCUACAAUGGUUGAAGUAUCAAUUGGUAUUUCAGUUGGAUUAUUUGCUGCUGCUUUAUUUGUUUAUCCAUUUGGUAAAAAGAGAACUGGUUUGUUUACAUUAUAG
Messenger RNA from Lodderomyces pseudojiufengensis, 3189 nucleotides. Its product is annotated as pheromone-regulated protein. Gene Ontology annotation, molecular function: transmembrane transporter activity. Bases 1 to 3189 code for a protein of 1062 amino acids. Lineage: Eukaryota; Fungi; Ascomycota; Pichiomycetes; Serinales; Debaryomycetaceae. Gene Ontology annotation, biological process: transmembrane transport. The record is from RefSeq and is a predicted model, not a curated record. The transcript has a single exon.